This is a messenger RNA of Desarmillaria tabescens, 2460 nucleotides long. RefSeq names its product fungal-specific transcription factor domain-containing protein. The record is from RefSeq and is a predicted model, not a curated record. Gene Ontology annotation, biological process: DNA-templated transcription; regulation of DNA-templated transcription. NCBI's taxonomy places the organism in Eukaryota, Fungi, Basidiomycota, Agaricomycetes, Agaricales, Physalacriaceae. The transcript has 15 exons. Gene Ontology annotation, molecular function: DNA binding; zinc ion binding; DNA-binding transcription factor activity, RNA polymerase II-specific. The coding region runs from base 167 to 2329 and encodes 720 amino acids.
CUCGCGUUAACUCCAGACCAUCAUCCGCUAUGAUCCCGCUAAUGGUAUUUAAGAGUCUAGCAGCCCCCCGGCCGUUAGAGUCGUUCCUUAUUCUCGUCUUCAAUCACGUCCCCCUACCAGCCACGACCUUGCUAAGUCUUUCAGAGUCGAAACGAAACUGAUUUUUAUGAUGGCCUCGUAUUGGUCCGAAGAAGGCGGCAUCGCUACUACGAGGAUCCGGAAUCUGAAAGCGUGCGAUAUCUGCAGGAAAAAGAAAGUUCGAUGUGACAGGUCUUCAAGUUCUUUUCCUGGUAAAUCAUGCACUCGCUGCAAGAAAGGAAAUUUGCAGUGCACCUAUGUCGGCCAAGUAGAGGGUGCAUCAUCUAUGCUCCCUAGAUACAUCAAUCAGUUGGAGAGUAAGGCCGAAGCAAUGGAACAGCUUCUGCGUAAGAUACUUCCACCUGAAACGGACUUGGACAAGGAACUCGAGGAGGGGGACCCUCGUUCCAGCGUCAUAACGGAACUCCUGCAAUCUUAUAGCAGGGAUGUCAGUGACUCCGAUGCCCCCUCCUUAUCGGAUGAGAGCGAUAUUGAUGCAGCUCUAGAAAGCAAUCUGGAGCGAUUUCAAGGAUACGUUCUAGGAUACAGGUUCCAUGGCAAGUCCAGCAGUGCCCAUCUAGUACAGACUGCUCUUGAUUGCAAACUAUGGCGCCCCGGUACCUUACACGACGUGCAGAAUUUCACAUCGAUGAGGCCAGAGUUUUGGUGUAUCCGCCCUUGGCAUGACCCAUCACGAUACCUCGCUCAAUACUCUUUGUUCUCUUUCCCAGAGGACGAUUUAUUGACAUCACUGAUUGACCUGUACUUUACGCGCGUCAACAUCUUUUUCCCUCUGCUACACCGACCAACUUUGGAGAGAUCGGUAAUAGAUGGACGUCACUUCAAAGACGCCUCGUUUGCUGCUGUCCUACUGGCCGUAUGUGCGGUGGCGUCCAGAUACUCAGACGAUCCUCGAGUAUUAGUUGACGAAACCUCAAAGCUGUCGAGUGGUUGGAAGUGGGCGAAUCAAGUUAUUGGUAUGAACAGGGCCUAUCCCGGAAUGAAUGCGCCUUCUCUGCUUGAUGCGCAACUUUGCUGUCUCCUUGGUUAUUUCGUGUUAGGAUCAUCAGUGCCACACCAAGCCUGGAUAACCGUGGGCAUAGGCCUCCGAAUAGCACAGGAUGCAGGUGCCCAUAGGAAACGGCCCGGCGACCGUACAAAAGCUGCGGAAGGAGAGCUAUGGAAACGCGCUUUUUGGUGCCUAGUGAGUAUGGACAGAUUACUCAGUUCAGCACUAGGUCGCCCGUGUAUGAUCUAUGAUGAAGAUAUCGAUGUUGCCCUGCCGACUGAGUGCGAUGACGAAUACUGGGAACAUUCGGACCCUCAGCAGAUGUUCACGCAACCAGCAGGACAACCCUCCGCAGUAUCAUAUUUCAAUUACCAUCUGCGAUUAACCCGCUUGCUAGUGAUCUGUUUACGAACAAUCUACUCCAUCCGCCACUCCAAAGUCAUACUCAAACUGCUAGACGAAAACUGGGAACAACAAAUCGUUGUGGAGCUCGAUUCGGGACUGAAUAAAUGGAUGGACUCCCUCCCGGAACACCUGCGAUGGGACCCGGCCCGAGAGAACCUCAUGCAUUUCAACCAAUCCGCUGCACUACAUCUUUCGUACUACCACGUACAGAUGCUGAUUCAUAGACCUUUCAUCACGGCGCCAGAACAUGAUCCGUCAAAGGCCCGCUUUCCGUCUCUAGCCAUAUGCACCAACGCGGCCCGUUCUUACUCCCGGGUCGCUCAUAUCCAGAGCUGUCGGAGUGGAAUGAUAUUCCCUGUAGCUGGGUUAUUGACAUUCAACGCUGCGAUCGUCCUGCUAUUUAACAUGUGGGGAAAAAAUAGGCCUGAUGUCGGAUCCAGGAGGGAGAUGGACGACGUGCUAAAGUGCAUGGAAGUCCUUGCGGAUAUGGAAAACGGGUACCAUUAUGCAGGAUUACUGUCGGAUAUUCUCUAUGAACUGACUUCGGCAAAUUGUGAUGGGCCGUCAGACCCUCCAGUGUCAUCCACCGCAGCUGCAGCCCCCGAAUCGUCGACGAAUGGAGUAUGGCCAUUUAUUAUUAACCCACAAGCAGACAUACCUUCCCAACAGAGCUUUCCUUCCUAUGACCAUGGCAAGCUACUCAAUGACGACCUGACGCCCACCUCUUCUCUCUUGUGGACGAGCUCCGCAAACUUCAACAACGAUGGUACACUACCCAAUGCAUGCACGGAGCUGGACAGUGAUUGGGCUCGAUAUCUGAACAGCUGGACUUCAUGAAGAAACUCGGGAGAGAAGGCUUUGUGCACUGAGGUUAUCAUUGACUCCUGCGUUGCUGGGUUACUGGUUAGGCUUCCGGAUCGACUUUCUUUUAUCUUUAUGGUACCAAUCUGUCUUCUUUCUUCCCUUUA